CUCCAGAGUGCACAUCGUGAUGGAGACCCCUCUUGAGAAGGCCCUGGCUACCAUGGUCAGCACUUUCCAUAAAUAUUCGGGGCGAGAGGGCAGCAAGCUGACCCUCAGUAGGAAAGAACUGAAGGAGCUGAUCAAGACAGAGUUGAGUCUUGCAGAGAAGAUGAAGGAGAGCAGCAUUGAUAACCUGAUGAAGAGCCUGGACAAAAACAGCGACCAGGAGAUUGACUUCAAGGAGUACACCAUGUUCCUGACCACGCUGUGUAUGGCCUACAACGACUUCUUCCUGGAGGACAAGUGA
Molecule: messenger RNA, 298 nt
Organism: Psammomys obesus (fat sand rat)
Lineage: Eukaryota; Metazoa; Chordata; Mammalia; Rodentia; Muridae
Gene: S100a5
Product: S100 calcium binding protein A5
Exons: 2
Coding region: 20-298 (92 amino acids)
Cellular component (GO): cytoplasm; nucleus
Molecular function (GO): calcium ion binding; transition metal ion binding
Source: RefSeq, a predicted model, not a curated record